Talpa occidentalis (Iberian mole) is the source of this 1426-nucleotide messenger RNA. It is a transcript of the gene GMPPB, whose product is annotated as GDP-mannose pyrophosphorylase B. The record is from RefSeq and is a predicted model, not a curated record. Bases 104 to 1186 code for a protein of 360 amino acids. Gene Ontology annotation, biological process: GDP-mannose biosynthetic process; cell wall mannoprotein biosynthetic process. The transcript has 10 exons. Gene Ontology annotation, molecular function: GTP binding; mannose-1-phosphate guanylyltransferase (GTP) activity. Gene Ontology annotation, cellular component: cytoplasm. NCBI's taxonomy places the organism in Eukaryota, Metazoa, Chordata, Mammalia, Eulipotyphla, Talpidae.
GGGUCAGGCCCGAGUUCCGGGCCCGCCGCCCUCUCUCCCGCGUCGCGGCCCGCUGUGGCGGCCCGGGUUUCGGCUUCCAGGCGGAGUCCACGGACAAGGCGCGAUGAAGGCGCUGAUCUUGGUGGGCGGAUACGGGACGCGGCUCCGGCCGCUGACGCUGAGCAUCCCGAAGCCCCUGGUGGACUUCUGCAAUAAGCCCAUCUUGCUGCACCAGGUGGAGGCGCUGGCCGCGGCGGGUGUAGACCACGUGAUCCUGGCGGUGAGCUACAUGUCUCAGGUGCUGGAGAAGGAAAUGAAGGCGCAGGAGCAGAGGCUGGGAAUCCGCAUCUCCAUGUCCCAUGAAGAGGAGCCUUUGGGCACAGCUGGGCCCCUGGCACUGGCUCGUGACCUGCUCUCUGAGACUGCAGACCCUUUCUUCGUCCUCAACAGUGAUGUGAUCUGUGAUUUCCCCUUCCAAGCCAUGGUGCAGUUCCACCGGCACCAUGGUCAGGAAGGCUCCAUCCUGGUGACCAAAGUGGAGGAACCCUCCAAGUAUGGUGUGGUGGUGUGUGAGGCUGACACAGGCCGCAUUCACCGGUUCGUGGAGAAGCCACAGGUGUUUGUGUCCAACAAGAUCAACGCAGGCAUGUAUAUCCUGAGCCCUGCGGUGCUGCGGCGCAUCCAGCUGCAGCCUACGUCCAUUGAGAAGGAGAUCUUCCCUGUCAUGGCCAAGGAGGGGCAGCUAUAUGCCAUGGAGCUGCAGGGCUUCUGGAUGGACAUUGGGCAGCCCAAGGACUUCCUCACUGGCAUGUGCCUCUUCCUGCAGUCAUUGCGACAAAAGCAGCCUGAGCAACUAUGCUCUGGUCCUGGCAUUGUGGGCAACGUGCUGGUGGACCCAAGUGCCCGCAUUGGCCAGAACUGCAGCAUUGGCCCCAACGUGAGCCUGGGUCCUGGUGUGGUGGUGGAGGAUGGCGUGUGUAUCCGGCGGUGCACGGUGCUUCGAGAUGCCCACAUCCGUUCCCACUCCUGGCUCGAGUCCUGCAUUGUGGGCUGGCGCUGCCGUGUGGGCCAGUGGGUGCGCAUGGAGAACGUGACCGUGCUGGGUGAGGACGUCAUAGUUAACGACGAGCUCUACCUCAACGGGGCCAGUGUGCUGCCCCACAAGUCUAUUGGCGACUCGGUGCCAGAACCUCGCAUCAUCAUGUGAAGGGAUGCCUUGGGGCUGGCUGAGCCCCUUUCCCCCACUGGCAAGGGGAGCACUGGCGUGACACAUCAGAACACUCUGGACUCAUUGCCAUUCAUCUGAGGAGGCUGAAGCUGUUGGACACCUGCCUUCUCCUGUGGACAAAAUCGGGCAAUGCCCUUGCUAGACAUACCCGACAAAACCUACUCCUUCAAAAAGGGCUGGGCCAGGGCUGUAUGGAAUAAUAAUUUAAUGCUCACUGUG